Molecule: messenger RNA, 864 nt
Organism: Falco peregrinus (peregrine falcon)
Lineage: Eukaryota; Metazoa; Chordata; Aves; Falconiformes; Falconidae
Gene: TRIAP1
Product: TP53 regulated inhibitor of apoptosis 1
Exons: 2
Coding region: 72-302 (76 amino acids)
Source: RefSeq, a predicted model, not a curated record
AAGUACGUCAGAGCGGCGGCGCGGCCGGCCCGGCGCGGUGAGAGGGCGCGGGCGGGCGCUUGGCCGCCGCGAUGAACAGCGUGGGCGAGGCUUGCACCGAGCUGAAGCGCGAGUACGACCAGUGCUUCAACCGCUGGUUCGCCGAGAAGUUCCUCAAGGGCGAGAGCGCCGGGGACCCCUGCGGGCAGCUCUUCAAGCGGUACCAGCUCUGCGUGCAGAAAGCGAUCAAGGAAAAGGAUAUACCCAUUGAAGGCCUGGAGUUCAUGGGUCCAAGCAAAGGAAAAACUGAAAACUCCUCUUGACCUCAGCUGUAUGGGUGGGGUCACUAAUAUGAGCUUUUGGACUAAACAACAUCACCAGGCAUACGACUAGACACAGCCUGGAUAAGACCUUUGUUAAGCUGCUUUCUAGGAAGUCAGGAAUCUGCUUAUAAAAACAGCCACACACACAAAAAAAAAGACUGGAUCUUGUGGUAACUGUUGCCUCCUUUUCAGUGAAUUAUGGUGGUGGUUCAGCAUCUAACAGCGUGAAAAGCUGUUUGAACUAACUUCCUACUUAAUGUACUCUAUAGUGAGAAUGUUUAUUAGAGCAGGCUGAAAUAGUAGUUGCUUUGUGACUGAUUUCUCUUGCUUAUUUAUAUAACACUUGAAAGUGUUUAAAAAUUCUAUGAAGGAGGUUGAUUCACUUUGUCUUCUCUCUAUGCUGCUGAAUUUUGGUGAAAGAAGGUUGUUUCAUAUGAUCCUGAAUGCUGAGGGGCUAAAGCAUUGUUUUUUAUCAGCAACAGAGAUGGUAUAAAAUCACUUCUAUUGGACCUGCAGUAACUUAGCUAAAAUAAAUAUAACCAAGUUAUAUUCUGUUCAAGUA